Myiozetetes cayanensis is the source of this 10624-nucleotide messenger RNA. It is a transcript of the gene BRD10, whose product is annotated as KIAA2026 ortholog. The record is from RefSeq and is a predicted model, not a curated record. Bases 101 to 6373 code for a protein of 2090 amino acids. Gene Ontology annotation, molecular function: protein binding. NCBI's taxonomy places the organism in Eukaryota, Metazoa, Chordata, Aves, Passeriformes, Tyrannidae. The transcript is spliced from 8 exons.
UGUCCCGCGACGGGCGCGUCCCGCCCCCCGGAGCGGGGGCAGGGCCGGGGCCGUGCCGGGUGCUGAGCUGGGGCAGUGUCCGCAGGUGAGCCCCGUGCGGAUGCGGCGGCCGGGUGAGGGGCAGCGCCGCGGUGCCCGGGCGGUGCCGAGGGGCCGGCCCGGGGCGGGAGACGCGGAUUCCGGCGGAGAGCUCCCGGGCGAUCGGCCCACCGCCCUUCGGAGCGGGAUGGAGGAGCCCGACAAGGAGGAAGAUACUGCCGGAGGGAAGACUGCCUGGCAGCAGAGCCUGAGUCCCGAGCUGCAGCAAGGAUACCGAAUCCUGCGCGAGUUCCUGCUGGAGAAGUACCGGCCUCUGACGGCGCCGUUCCUGGAGCCCCUCGCGGAUCAGGCAUCCUUCGGAGAAGAAGGCGCCGGCUCCCCCUCGGGCCGUAACAGCGGCCAGUCCCUCCAGCAGCUGCCAACUGGAAUAUGGCUGUUGAAGAUGGAAGAGAAAUUUUCCAGCGGGCAGUACACAGGGAUAGCAGAUUUCGUAUGUGACUUCCGGCUCAUGCUGGAGACUUGCUACCGACUGCACGGUGUGGAUCACUGGCUCUCCAAACAGGCCCAGAAGCUGGAGAUGAUGCUGGAACAGAAGUUGGCGCUGCUGUCCCGGCAUUUAAGAGAGAAAACAUCAUUAGCUGUCACAUCUAGAGGAUGCUAUGGGCAGGAAGAUGAGAAAGGAACAGCAUGCAUUUCCACAAGACGUCGUUCCACACCUCGCAGUUUAGUAGGCUUGUCAACAGGCAUGUUUGAGUCUGUGAUGGUUCAGGUUCUAAGACAAGAGGAGCAGCUGAGAGCAAAAGAGGAAAAGAGGCAGAGAGAUCAAGAAAGAAAAGAAGCAGAAGAAGCUAGUCAGAAAGAAAUAGAAGAAUGGGAAAAAUCACUUUUAGCUCAAGCAGCACCUACAAGGAUGGAGAUGAUGUGGGAGAUUCCAGCUAUUGGUCAUUUUCUUUGUUUAGCACAACAGAUUUUAAAUUUACCUGAAAUAGUAUUCUAUGAAUUGGAACGCUGUCUUCUGAUGCCUCAGUGUAAUAUUUUUUUGUCUAAAAUAAUGACUUCUUUGUUAAGUCCUCCUCAUCGCAGAUCUACGUUGCACCGCAGACCGACAUUUUCUUACAGGACUUGGGAAGCAGCACUGAGAAAGAAAGUACAACACUGGUACACUGUUGUAGGGCAGACUGACAAUCCUAAUGGCGCUGCAGAAAAACUUGGCUUGUGUCCCCAGUUUUUCAAAGUGCUCGGAGAAGUUAAUCCCUUGGAGGAAAAACCAUUUCAUGAGCUACCAUUCUACCAAAAAGUAUGGCUGCUAAAAGGUCUCUGUGACUUCGUGUAUGAAACACAAAAGGAUGUUCAGGAUGCAGUGCUAGGUCAGCCUAUCCACGAAUGCAGAGAAGUAAUUCUUGGUUAUGACUGCUUGGAGAAUGCAUAUGUUCAUUUUCCACAGUUCUGUGGUGCGGAUGUUCGGAUUUACAAACAAAAGCCUUUUCAGGCUCCUGAAUUCCCAUCUCUUCCCAUCAAAGUUAAAAAAGUACCUCGUAUUAAAUCGGAAAGAAUAAAACAUGAAUAUGUAGCCAAAAGCAAUGGGGAGGUCAGUUCUCCUGGUAGAGAACUGCUACAUCAUUGCAAGACAGAAGUAGAGAAAAGUAUGGACUCUGUCAUUAUCAGUCCAGAAAAAAACCCACAUUUAGGCACCUUUAGAGUCCCUACAGGGGAGAUAAACUGUGAAAUCAAAGCCUCAGGAGUCUGUGACAUCAAGAAAAGUGUUUGUUAUAAAGAAAACUUGAGGAAUUUGAUUACUUCAGGAAAGAUUGUUGGUAUGGGUGGGGACUCUAGUUCAAGAGAAAUAACGGAUGGGGAGAAUGCACAAGGUUGUGCUGAAAUGGCCAGACUAAGAUCUGAUAUGAACCCAUUCAAGGAGAACACACUGAAAGCUUGCCAAGUGCAUGUCAAUGGCACUUACAAUAGUAACCAAGACACCAGUUACCAUGAAUCUGCUAAAGAAACAGUGCUAGAGAACUCACUGCGUCAUAAUAAGAAGCUAAAUAAGAUACUAGCAAAAAAGAAGAAAAAGAAAAAAAAGAAGUUGAAGGAUAUUCUAAAUGAAAAUCUACAGAGAAAACUUGAUGACCUGCAAAGAAAGCGUGAGAUUCAUCUUCAUCCGUUCAAAUCUUAUAAAUCUGAACUCCAGAACAAGUUAUUUAUAAUUAAGAAGAAAGCAAAACACAAGAAGCACAAAUCUGGAAAAAAAUCGCUAACUAAAAAAGCUAUCACAAAGAAGAGGAAGGGUGUCAGAAAGUCUACCAUACCAGAAUUUCAGCUUAUUUGCACUAAUCUUGAUGAACUCAGGGAAUUAAUCACAAAGAUUGAGAAUGAACUCAAAGAUCUGGAGGACAUUAAAAAGAAAUCGGGAAGAUGGUACCACCGGAAGCAAGCAGUAAAGGAAUUGCAUGGUACGUUGUUACGACUGCUUAAUGAACUGUUACCAUGGGAACCAAAGCUAAUUAAAGCGUUUCAAAGAAACAGGUCUAGAUUGAAGAAGGACUAUGAUGACUUUAAAAGACAUCCAGACCAUGAUAAAUUUACCAGAGAAUUGUGGAGUAAUGAUGAAAGUGAAGUUGAUUCUGGCAAAGAAUCUUUUGCAGUAGUAUGCGGUAAAUCAUCAGAGUCUGCAGAACAUGUAGAAGUUCCCAAAAAAGAUCACUCAGACAAUGAUGAAAUGAAACUAUUAGAGAUGAAUUUACCUGCAGGAAAAAACAGAAUUCUGAAAAAAGAAACAUCUUCUAAAGAAAUCCAGAAGACACUGCCCAAAUGCAUUAAACGACAGUUCAAACAAAACAGUUGUCUGGAUCAAAGCACUAAUGAGCUUUCACCGAAGAAGAAACCUAAGCUGAACACUGUUGAGACCGUGGUCCAGAGUUCAGAAAGUAGCCUGCAACCGGAUAAUUGUUUGACUGAGCUGAAACAAUUUGAAGGGUCAACUUUAGAGUUGUUUUCCCUGACAGAUCCUACAACAUCAGUAUCAAACUUUCUGAAAGGGACCAAACCCAUCCAGGCCUUGCUUGCCAAGAAUACUGGGAACAAAGUGACCUUAACAAAUCAACCAUCGCCUCCCCCAGGCAUAAGUGUAUCAACUUCUGAAAAGUCAGUUUUACCACCUUUGGAAUCAUCAGUGAUCAAACCAGCAUUGCCCUGCCAGGCCAGUUCAAAGACUCCCUUACAAAUGGUAUACAAAAUGCCAAAUGGCCACUGUGUACCAAUAGACCUUCAGAAUAGCUCAGUGAAAAUUCAAAUGCAAACUGUGACUGACCCUAAAACUGGAGAAAAAGUCAUGCAACAAGUUCUUAUUUUACCUAAGAGUUUUCUUCAGCAGCAAGAAGGAAAAAUUGUGUCCAAGGAUGUUCAGCCACUACAGCAAAAAUCAUCUGAGCUGCACUGUGCAUCUUUACCAAAAAUGUCAAAUGUCAGUGUUUCUUUAACACCUGUUCUCAUGACAGGCUCUGCAAAUACUACCAGUCAGUCACCUACUACAAUUUUUAGCAAGAAUAUUACCCACUCCCACUCGUCACAAGUGACUGGUUCCAUGAACACUACACUAUCAUUGCCUGAUGUAACUUCAGCAGGUAACUUGCUAUCAUCAACAGUUAAGGUGAACCAUUCUGAAACUGACAAAAUCAAGACUACAGUUUUAACUGCUACAUUCCCUGUGUCUUUGACUUCAUCUACUCUUUCCACAUCUAGCCAGUCCUUGAUACCAGCAACAGCAUUAAGUGGGUCUGCGAACACUGAUUCUGCCUGUCAUAGUCUUGCCUCGCAGCAGCCAACUGACUCCUGUGAAACUAGGCAAGAGCUGAAGACCGUGUGUGUAAGAGAAUCACAAUCUAUUCUGGUAACAACACGAGGCGGAAACACAGGCAUUGUUAAAGUGCAAACAAACCCAGACCAGAUUUCACCUAGUAGUUUAUCUUCUAGUCCAGUUUUCACUUACACUUCUCAACUUCAGGCCUUUCUUGUGCCAAAAACCACAGCAUUAUCAUGCUCUACUGUUCCAUCUCUAGUAACAGCCACAUCUGGUCUCCAACAUAAUGGACAAUCAUCUCUUUCUGGAUUUGCCCCCUCAACAGCUUCUUCUGUUAACAUUCCAGCUUUCCCAGCUGAUUUUACCCAAGCAAUGGGGAAAAAUAUCAAAUUUGCACUACAGCAGGCUGCUGUUGGGGACACUUCAGGUCAAGUAAUAGAGAACUCCUGCUAUGUGUCCUCUCCUUUAUCCUCCGUUUCUUUAGCUAGCAACGUGAUGUCCACAACUCCAAACAGUCCUGUUAGUGUGACUAGCACUGGGCAAAAUAACACUACCAUAACUCCAAAUUCUUCUGUACAGCAUCAAGGGGAUACUAAAACCAAACCAAAUUCUGUUGUGCAAUCUGAGUCUAAUUCAGCAACAAGUGGAAGUUUAAUCAGUGGUGCUCCAGUCCAGAAAUUUACAUUAGUUACAAAUUCACCAGUUUUGUCUCCCUCUAGAGCAUCAGGAGUCAGUAUUAUACCCUCUCCACCAUCCACUGUUGUUAAUGCUCAGAAGCUGGUUUUCGUUAACACACAAAUUGCCAGUGGCCCAUCAACCACCAAUCUAGUUGCAGAGUCAUUGAGACAGAACCUUCCUUCUCCCCUAACCAAAACCUUCGUUAAUGCCACAGAGCAACCACAUUUGGUUUUGAUCCCAUCUACAGUAGGAGCACCAAUAAGAAUAAAUUCAUCACCAACUGUUGCUCAAGUAAAAGAUGUAAAAAUUGGAUUAAAUAUAGGUCAGACCAUUGUAAAUACUAAAGGCAAUGCACAGGAGACCCCACCAGUUAAUAUAUUGCACUCUGCCAUUUCUAAAGAAGACAAAAAGGGCAUUGGCUUGGCGCUGUCUUUGACAAGUAGCAGUACUGUGGUUCCUUCUCCAGCUUUUGGUGUGUCAGCUAAUGAAUCUGUAUGUGCUGCAACAAAAGCUGAAAAUGCCUUUACAACAGCAAAUGCAUGUGUAGAAUCUGUUUCAGUAACAUCAAGUGGGACUUCUCCUGGGACACGGUCCACUGUCUUGAGUGGUGGCAGUGAUCCCUCAAGAAUAAGGCCAGUUCUGGGUAAUCGACUUUGUACAUCAAGUAUUGGAAAUAUGGGCAUAUCAACUGUGAAAACAGGACAUCUUGCUUCAUCUGUGCUGAUUUCAACCACACAACCAACAGUAUCUCCGCAAAACUUAGCAUCUGCUUUGCAAUUUCCAUUCAUUAGCUUGCCUGGAUCUGCAGCCGCCCCCCAAAAGGUGUUACAUACAUUUCCUCAGUUAGCAACAGUUCCAGCUCCUCUUCCAGUAUCAAAAAGCCAGUUGCCAACAUUGCUUCAGUUUCAGUCAUCAGGAACUUCAGCUGCUAUGGCAAGUCACACAGGUAUUCACAAACCUCAGACUGUGUUGUCUUCUCCGUCACCAAAUACAGGUAAAGUCAUUAGUUUUCCCAGUUCUUCUGCCCUAAAAUGCCAGCAGGUGCCUCCCAGUACAGAGAAACAAAGUCAUGCUUACACUUGUGCUUCUACCGCUCAGAUGUCUGCAGCUUCACCAGCUGUAACAAGCAAAACAGGAGGGGGUCAAUUGAAUGAGUCUUGCAUUCAACAGAAAAUAGUCAUUAACACCUGUAUGCCUUUGGCACCUGGAACUCAGAUAAUGAUUAACGGUACUCGUUUUGUUGUUCCACUGCAAGGACUUGGAGCUGGCAGCCACGUUCUUCUUCUCUCCCGUAAUACGAAACAGACUCCUUCAACUGUUAACCGUUGUCAAGAGGCUCAAGGUGUACCAAUUGUUAAUCCAAUAACCUCAAAAAUCAUCUUAGCACCAAGUAAUUCAUUAAGUUGUCAAAUAUCAAAACAUCCUUUGAAAAGCUCUACAAAAAUUAUGAACUCUAUUGGGGCUGCAGAUGCUUUACCCAUUGUACAUGCAGCACCCCAGAUAUUUAGUACUCCAGGUAGCUCAUCUGCUCAACUGUCUGGGGUAACACUGUCUGUGUCUUCAGUGACAAAAUCUCCUAUUAAUGUUGUAGCUACGUCUUCUGUUGUUUCUGCCGUUCAUCCUCCGAAUUCUCAUUUGCCAAGCAACACUUCAGUGUUUCACUUAGACACUUCUAUCAAAAAACUGUUGGUCAGUCCAGAGGGAGCCAUUUUGAAUGCUCUAAAUACUCCAGCACCAAAAGUUUCUUCUCUGUCUUCAUUGCUGCCUCCUGUUGUUGUGUCCACAAGCAGAAAUCCUACCACUGUCUUCCCUGCAUCUCAGUCAUCUUGCCUUGAUAAACCUGACAAAGCUGCAUCCUGAAUUUACUGCAAAUGAGCCACUUUGAAAUUUUGGGGCAUUCCUCAGACUUUACAAGUUGUAACUAUUGGAUAAUUUCUUACAAUGUAUGAACCAGUUGAUUUACUCAACAUUACUUAAGGUUACAGUUCUUUCCUGUUCACCUGUGGGGAUUAAGAGGAAGAAAAAUUUUAGUUUGUCAGAAGUUUUCAGAGAGUACUUUAGUAAAAAGGUCAGAAAUGACCAAUGAGUUCAUUAAACUGUUUGGAGAAAUCUCACCUUUUGCACAUGUUCCAUCUUACAUUAUGGACUGUUUGCCAGUGUGUUUUUGACAGUGUAUGUCUUCUUUUAUUUGUCAAAUUAAUUUUUGAUCUGUUUCUUUAAGGAAAAUAUUUAUGCAUUGUAAAAAUGCAAUCUAUAGUAUAGAAUUUACAUGUUCCUGAAUUCCUAACAGUCCAUACUAAACAAUAUGUACAAAGAACUCUGUCUUAUUUAUGUUUGGUUUACAUAAUGUAUAGUUUUUUAAGUAUUUUAGUAACUUUGGACCAGUGUACUGUUUAGCAACUGCAGAAGAAUCUGCAUAUAAUAAAUCAAGUUGCUUUACUGCUUUGUGUUUGCAAUAGUUAAAAAUAUGUGUAUCUGUUACACCAUGGCAGAAUACAUACAUACAUACAUACAUAUAUGUAUGUAUAUGUAUAUAUAUGUGUAUAUAUAUGUAUGUAUGUGUAUACACACAUCUUUCUUUUCGUGUGUGGUAGAAUGAAAUUAUUUAACCUCUUUUGCUUUUCUCUGCUUUUACAUUUCACAUGAUUUGGCAGGAUUUGGAAGGAAGGCCUUCUUGUUGAUCCUCGUGAUACAGGGCGGGAUAACCCAUACUUCAUCCGUUCUUAAGAACUAUUUGGUUAUAUUGCCUAAAUAACUCCAAUGAUGUGGUAAGGCUACAAGUGGCUUUCCAGACACCAGUUUAAGUCACACUGGUUGCUGUUAAGGACUACUAUGUUUUGUCUUAGAGCUCAUAGAUCUGUUGAACAGUUCAUUAUUCUCUUUUUUACAGCCUUGUAUGCAUUUCCACAUGUUUGGUAACUGUAACAAGGUCACUUGUUGGUCUUCUGUCUAGCCAUAACAACUACCCAUUUCUUUUCACUAGUCAUACUUUCUAGAUCUGUAUAUUUUUCUUUAACUUAUAAUUGGUCUAUCUGGAAUGAUAGCACUAAAGCAUCACACAAUAUUAAAGGAAGCUUUAUUAGUGCUUUGGGGAUAAUAAUAUGUUAUAUAAACCUUCCUUUUUUAUGCAGUGUAUUCAGUAUUUGUUGACUUAGUUUCAGCUUUUGAUCUGAUGAAACCUUUGGGUUAUUUUCUGCAGAUCUACUGAGUUCACAGCUGCCUCCUGUAGUGCUCUUGGAGACAAGUUUUUUGGCAUCUUUUGAGGUUUUGCAUAUAAAGAAAGGGUGCUGAUCUUAUUUUAUGGAAGAUGAUGAUUUUAGAAUUGCUAUCUUUGUAUGUGUUGAUUUUUUGUAGAGUUUAGUAUUUUUUAGAAACUAGAAGGGAAGAUUUCAGAAGAACUUACAAACGAUAAUUGCCUUUUUAAUAGCUAUGACUUCAAAGGGGAUAAAAGCUUACAUAUCCGUAUAUAGCAGAAUUUCUUAGACUGAGUUUCAACAAGAUGAAACUUCAGCCUUUGCUCUUCAUCCUGUUGAAUUUUCUUCUUCCCUUCCGUUUUUGCUAUACUAGUUUGGCAGUUUGGAUGUUGAGUUGAAGAAUAGGACCACGGCUUACUCCCUCUGUGUCGGUUGCCCUUUGUAUUGUUCUGAAAAGUAACCUAGUAGCUAGUUAGCUAGAGGUCUGGGAAAGUGGGGGAAGAAAGGCUUGUGCCUUCCAUAGGGACCUUUCCUUUUGCACUAACUAAUAAAAUUGCAUUGGGAAAUUGCAUCUUUCCAUCUUAUCUCAGGGCUGAGAUAGACGGAAGCUUUCAGUUUUGGAAUUAGAGAAGGUUUGUUCAAGUUUUAGAAAAAGCUACCUGCUACACCUUUGCUACUUCUCAUUAAAGGUGUUUUGUAAUGGAUUUUGAAAACACCUAGUACUAAGUGUGUCUGCCCAUCAGAGCUCACAGUAUUAAGGAUUUUUAAAUCUGACUGCAUAUUGUAGUUGAAUGCUUCAGUGACUUUUCCAACAGAGGAAGAUGGCAGAGAGUUGGCAGUUUCUUCUUGUACAUUUUACAUACUCUAAAACCAUAUAUACCAGAAGCUGAUUUUAUUUCCAUUUUACUGGUGGAACCAUGGGACUCACUGUCUUGGAUUUUUCGUCUUUUCUUGCAAUGGCAGUUUUUUCCUUUUUUUUUUUUUUUUUUUUUUUUUCAUUUAAGUUUGUUGUAGAGUGAAUAUCUACAUUAUUUGGAAAGCUCAAGACUAGGUUAUGCUAUUGCAGAUAUUCUUGAUGAGGGAAAAAAAUCUUGCAUGACAUUUUUCUGUGUGCUGAUGUAGUAGAAAAAUUUAUACUAUAAUUGAAAGUUAGAAAAGCUGAACUUAAAAACUCAGGACUCAAGUAACUUGCCUGAAUGAUUUCCAAGAAAUUUUUUUUAAUUAAUAUGAUAAUAUUCUAUGAUUUUUAUAAAUAUUGUAUAAUUUGGAAGACAUGUACUUUACAACAUGAAAAGUUUGAGUCAGCUUAAUUAGAGUUUUCAUGGACUUUUAGUCUGUACUAGAUGUGCUCAGAUUCCAAGUCCUAUUGGAGAAGGACUUGAGACCUCUAUGUAAUGGGCUUGCAUCCUUCAUUAUGUAAAACCAAAUUUUAGUAAUUUUUUUGAAUAAAAUUCCUAUUCCCAACAUUGUUCUCCAAUAAUAUAAAUGUCAGUCAGAGGUAAGGUUUUGUUUCAAAUGCAAGUAGAUAACCACUGACAGUUGGCUGUGUACCUUUUGUUCUACCAAAUGCAUAGCGCUACUUAUAACACAAAAAGAACUGUAAACAAGUGGAUUGUAUUCACAGACACAGUGAAAAAGCAGAACUACCUGCAUCUUUACUUGAAGUUAAAAAGACAUUUAGUUACACAUAUAAACAUAGAUAUAUAGAUCAGCCUUUUAAAAAAAGGUGUUCAACUUUUCAGAGCUUGCUUGUAAAAUGCCUUACUUUUAGAUCACUUCUGAUAUUAUAUACAGCUAUUCAUACAUUAUAUUAUAUACAAAACUUUGGGUUUAUAAAUUACUGUGAAUAUUUUGAAUUACAUUCUUUGUAUUUACCUACAUGAACAUGUUCUGCACAAUAAUUUUGGUAUGCUCUGAGUAGAAAAUUACGCUUCUUUUGCUUCACUGUUCAAACCCACAUGUAUGAACUGCCAUUUUCUCCCUGGGGAUUCUGCUCCUACCACACUAGGAGCAAUUAAAUUUCAUGUGUAUUAGUUGUUACAAAAGUAUCUGUUCAAACCAAGUGUGUUACUGUUAAGUCAUUCAAGCCCAUGCUCAUUUCACGGUGUUAGGUAGCAAAGGGUACAAUGUGAAAACGAAAGCAAAAAUUCUGGCAAGUGAAGAGAAAAUAAUUUGUCUUAUGGGAGUAGGUCAGAAAAUUACUAAAAGCUACCAUUUGAAAGGCAUCCAUAGCCUUACCACAGAGUUAGUUUCAUAGUUGGUUUUCCUUCUAUUUUGUGGUAGUGCAGAAUUUUAAUUGCCCAAAAUGGUUUUAAAUUAAUUAAUCAUUUUUAAUAAAACACAGAUGUUUGUUAUGAUGCAAUUGUUUCCUUUAAAAAGAACAGCCAGGGGUGCUCAAGAGGACUUAAACUCAUGUAGCCUGUUGUCUGUAAGCUGCGCCUGAAAAGAGUGAACUAACUCAAAGUAAGAUUAAUAAUGCUGCAUCAGACUUUAGGUCCAUCAUGUCUCUUGAAGCAGUCAACAGUAGCAUUCCAAAAGAGCACAAUAACAAGCCUGAAUAAUCUUCUAGUGUCCACUAAUCUGUGAGCCAGAGUCUUCCUCAUGCAGCUGUGUUUUUCUGCAAUUUAAUAGCUUUCAGUGUAUUUCUCUUGAUGAAAUGGACCAAUCCUUUCUAGAAUUCUUGAAAGCAUGCAAACAAACUGUUACCAUCCACAACACUCAGUGGUAAAGAAUUUGUAAAUAAAUCUCCUUUUUGAUUUCAGAACCUGGCACCUGCUAGUUUAAUUUGAUGCAGAUAAUAUUUAUAUUGUAAGAUGCAAUAAGCCUUUGCUGUUUAGUCAUUUUUCCAUGUGGCCUGUGUGAACCUUUGCCAUGUUGGUUGUCUCUUCUCUAGAAUAAAGAGAAAUAGUGAAUUCAA